CACCGUUCUUAAUUCCAAUCCAAGGGCCAUCCUACCUGCUUGCUUUUACAAAAUCAAUUUGAAGAAAGCCCGUACUUUCUUCUUGAUUUACUGAAAUUUCGAGUUAAAACUUCAAAAUGUUUGUGUCGAGGCCAAUUGUUUCUCGCUUGUUUCAGCAAACAGCGCGGCGCUACCACGGCGAGUCGCACUUUAAGCCACCGUCCAUGGACGAGCUGCCGGUGCCGGCGGGGUCGUGGCAGGCGCAGUACGACGCCAACCAGCGCCGCUACAACGCCGCACUGCUCUUCGGGCUCGCCUUCACCGCGGGGACCCUCGUGGUUGCUAAAGCUUCAGGGCUCGUGUACCUCAACUACUCUCCCCCAAAGUCAUUGGACUAAACAAGUUGCAAGAAACUAGUUCAGAACGCAAAUCUGAACUGUAUUUAAUUCUAAGAAUAAUGUAUUUAGCUGUUAAAUAAAUUGUGAUCAAAUGUU
Messenger RNA from Plodia interpunctella (Indianmeal moth), 473 nucleotides. RefSeq lists its product as uncharacterized. The transcript is spliced from 3 exons. The record is from RefSeq and is a predicted model, not a curated record. The coding region runs from base 117 to 377 and encodes 86 amino acids. NCBI's taxonomy places the organism in Eukaryota, Metazoa, Arthropoda, Insecta, Lepidoptera, Pyralidae.